UUGUCUCUGGAACAUAAGAGAGAAGAGAUGCCCAAGACUCUGACUGAGAUGUACACACACCUUGUGGAGUUUCAUACCAAACAGAAGAAUGAAAAGUAUCAUGGGAAAGAAGAGACAGGUCUACACUGGAAUAAAGAGAGCAUUCUGUCACUGGGAAAACUGGCUUUUCAACAGCUUGUGAAAGGCAAUCUGAUUUUCUAUGAAGAAGACCUGAAAGAGGCUGGCAUUGAUGUUAAUGAAGCCUCCGUGUACUCAGGAUUGUGCACACAGCUCUUUAAAGAGGAAUGUGGGCUGUACCAGGACAAGGUGUACUGCUUUGUUCAUCUGAGCAUUCAGGAGUUUCUGGCUGCUGUAUAUGUGAUCCUCUCAUUCAUCAACAACAAUGAGAAUCUAAUGGACAAACUGCAAACAAAAGACGAGCCUGAAGUUGCUUUCUACAAGAGUGCUGUGGAUAAAGCCUUACAAAGUGAGACAGGAAACCUGGACCUUUUCCUCCGCUUCCUUCUGGGCCUCUCACUGGAGUCCAAUCAGAAACACUUACGAGGUCUACUGACAAAGACAAGAAGCAGCUCACAGAGCCAUGAAGAAACAGUCAAGUACAUCAAGGAGAAGAUCGCGGAGGAUCUCUCUCCAGAGAGGAGCAUCAAUCUGUUCCACUGUCUGAAUGAACUGAAUGACCAUUCUCUAGUGGAGGAGAUCCAAAGAUACCUGAGCUCAGGAAGUCUCUCAAAACCCAACCUGUCACCUGCACAGUGGUCAGCUCUGGUCUUUGUGUUGCUGACUUCAGAAAAGGAGCUGGAUGUGUUUGACCUGAAGAAAUACUCCAGAUCAGAGGAAGGUCUUCUGAGGCUGCUGCCAGUGGUCAAAGCCUCCAGAGCUGUUCUGCUGUCAGGCUGUGGAGUCACAGAGGAAGGCUGUGCUUCUCUGGUCUCAGCUCUGGAGUCAAACCCCUCACACCUGAGAGAGCUGGACCUGCGUAACAAUGACCUGAAGGAUUCAGGAGUGAAGCUGCUCUCUGCUGGACUGGGGAAUCCCCACUGUAAACUGGAGACUCUGAGGCUGUCAGGCUGUGGAGUCACAGAGGAAGGCUGUGCUUCUCUGGUCUCAGCUCUGGAGUCAAACCCCUCACACCUGAGAGAGCUGGACCUGAGAUACAAUCACCCGGGAGACUCAGGGGUCAGACUGCUCUCUGCUGGACUGGAGGAUCCACACUGCAGACUGGAGAAACUCAAUGUGGAACAUGGUGGAGAGAACAGAAUGAAACCUGGACUUAGAAAAUAUGUCUGUGAUCUCACACUGGACCCAAACACAGUAAACAGACUCCUCUCUCUGUCUGAGGAGAACAGAAAGGUGACAUGGAGGAGAGAGGAGCAGCCGUAUCCUGAUCACCCAGAGAGAUUUGAGGACUGGAAACAGGUGCUGUGUAGAGAGGGUCUGACUGGGCGCUGUUACUGGGAGGUAGAGUGGACUGGGAUAAUGAGGGCUGGUAUAGGAGUGACAUAUAAAGGAAUCAGCAGAGGAGGAGGUGAUGACUGUUGUCUUGGAUGUAAUGACAAGUCCUGGAGUCUGUUCUGCUCUGACAACCGUUACUCUGCCAGGCACAAUGAUAAUCCCACUACCAUAGAUGUCCACCCCUCCAGCUCCCACAGAGUAGGAGUGUAUCUGGACUGGCCAGCCGGCACUCUGUCAUUCUAUAGAGCCUCCUCUGACACACUGACCCACCUGAUCACAUUCACCUCCACAUUCACUGAGCCCCUCUAUCAAGGGUUUAGGCUUUGUUAUGACUCCUCAGUGUCCCUCUGUCAGUGAUACACACACACACACACACACACACACACACACACACACACACACACACACACACACACACACACACACACACACACACACACACACACACACACACACACACACACACACACAC
Molecule: messenger RNA, 1924 nt
Organism: Oncorhynchus gorbuscha (pink salmon)
Lineage: Eukaryota; Metazoa; Chordata; Actinopteri; Salmoniformes; Salmonidae
Product: NLR family CARD domain-containing protein 3
Exons: 5
Coding region: 28-1809 (593 amino acids)
Molecular function (GO): protein binding
Source: RefSeq, a predicted model, not a curated record